Messenger RNA from Penicillium soppii, 2142 nucleotides. Its product is annotated as tRNA (guanine26-N2)-dimethyltransferase. Gene Ontology annotation, biological process: tRNA N2-guanine methylation. NCBI's taxonomy places the organism in Eukaryota, Fungi, Ascomycota, Eurotiomycetes, Eurotiales, Aspergillaceae. The coding region runs from base 1 to 2142 and encodes 713 amino acids. The transcript has a single exon. Gene Ontology annotation, cellular component: nucleus. Gene Ontology annotation, molecular function: RNA binding. The record is from RefSeq and is a predicted model, not a curated record.
AUGGUAAAUCCCACUUCCGACACCCCGCCCAACCUGGUGGAAUACAAGGGAGCACAAUACCACGUUGUUAAAGAAGGACUAGCGAAUAUUCUUAAUCCUCCUACACAAGAGGCCGCCUCCAAGGGAACCAAGAAAGAUCUUAAAGCCGACGAUCAAGCUCAGUCCGUGUUCUACAACCCAAUCCAACAAUUUAAUCGUGACCUGAGUGUUUUGGCCAUUCGCGCAUAUGGCGAGCAUAUCCUCGAUUAUAAAAAAAAGCAGAAAGCAGAUCAAAAAUUGAAGAAACAGACUGGCAAUGGAGAAAAUAAACGGAAGCGCGAGGACGACGAGACCGAAACCCCGAGGCCUGCUCCGAAGGCAAACAACAAGGAAAUCCCAGAAACCAAUGAGACAACUCCUCUCUAUGAGCAGCCUGCCACAACCGUGCAACCAUCUACCCAUGGCCAACCACCCGCGCCACAAUUCACCGUUCUCGAUGCUCUGUCUGCAACUGGACUGCGUGCUUUGCGCUAUGCCUCGGAGCUACCAUUCGUCACAAAGGUCGUAGGAAAUGAUUUGUCUGAGACGGCCAUCAAGUCCAUGAAACAAAAUAUCGAAUUCAACAACCUCAAAACUAUUCAACCCAAUUUGGGAGAUGCUCGAGCUUACAUGUAUGAGAAUCCCACCAAGUUCGAUGUGAUCGAUUUGGAUCCAUACGGGACCGCAUCUCCAUUCCUGGAUGCCGCAGUGCAAGGAGCUAAAGACGGUGGUCUGUUGUGUGUUACUUGCACCGAUGCUGGCGUCUGGGCCUCAACUGGCUACUCCGAGAAGGCAUUCUCUCUAUACGGUGGCAUCCCCCUGAAAGGCUUGCACUCUCAUGAAAGUGGUCUGCGAUUGAUUCUGAAUUCUCUUGUCAUGUCUGCGUCUAAAUAUGGAAUCGCCAUUGAACCUUUGCUGUCUCUGUCCAUUGAUUUCUACGCUCGUGUCUUUGUUCGGGUUCAUAGAUCCCCUGCGCAGGUCAAGUUCAAUUCUGGUAAGACUAUGCUUGUCUAUAGCUGUGACGCUGGCUGUGGUGCUUGGUCAACACAGUUCAUCGGUGCCACCAAAAGCAAAUUGGACAAGAAAGGAAACCCGAUAUUCCACCACGGCAUUAACAAGGGACCCUCGGCCAGUCCGCAAUGCGAGCACUGUGGCUCCAAGACACAUCUUGCAGGCCCCAUGUGGGGUGGUCCGCUGCACAACCCUCAUUUCAUUCAGAAAAUCUUGGAUAUGCUCCCAGGAGCUGAUCCUGAAGUAUAUCAGACCUGCGCUCGUAUCGAGGGCAUGUUGACAACUGCCCUUGAAGAAGAUUUGGACUUGACCUCCGCAUCGGAGGCUUCUAACCCCAAACAAACUUCAAAAACAAAGGACACAUCCGCAGAGUCCGCGAAUGCACCCGCAGAGACAGAAAACCUACAAAAUGCCGAAUACCCAGCCAUAAUCCCUCGAAUGGACGUCGCCACUCGUGAAAAAUACCCAUUCUAUUUCACUCUCAGCGCUCUCGCAAAAGUCCUCCACACCACCACCAUCCCAAUCGACGAAUUCCGCGGCGCUCUCAGCCAUCUCGGAUAUCGUUCAACCCGCAGCCACACUAAACCAAACACAGUACGCACCGAUGCCCCUUGGGCGGUGAUUUGGGAGAUCAUCCGCGAAUGGGUCCGUCAAAAGUCCCCCAUUAAGGAGUCCUCUCUGAAGCCCGGAUCCGCUGGCGCUGUAAUCAUGGCUAACAGCCGUGAUAACCUGCGCAAGCUAGACCACCAAGACCAGAGGCUCUCCCUCCUCAAACAGGAUCUGCUGUCCGCCGUCGAGGCCGGUAAAGAUAUCACCGACUUGGUUACGAAGGUUGAGGCUGCCCUCUAUCGCUCUGGAUCGCAAGGCUCGGUGCAGCGCAUCGCUUCUGCUCAAACUCUUCCCGACGUUGCUCAUUCUGAGCCGGUGGAUCAGUCGGCGAAGGAGCCUGCUACUUCCCAGGCUUCGAAGCCACCUCAUCCCAGUACCCUUGAAGUGGUCUUUGAUGGUGAUCUUGGUCGUGAGGUUUCUGCCACGCAUACUAAAAAGCGACUUGUGCGAUACCAGCUUAAUCCUCGUGCUAACUGGGGUCCUCUCAGCCGUGCGGGUCGUUAA